This is a messenger RNA of Adineta steineri, 345 nucleotides long. Lineage: Eukaryota; Metazoa; Rotifera; Eurotatoria; Adinetida; Adinetidae. The record is from the annotation of a GenBank genome assembly.
AUGAAGGAUAUCCGUGAAUUAACAAACGUUGAUAAGAAACUUCGAAAGAUUUUAAGUAAAAUUUUAGCAAAACAACAUGUAACAAUACCAGAACGUUUUCGCGAAGUAAAAUAUACUGCUUUACGAAAAGAAAAAAAAAAUUUCAAUCGUUCAAACGCAAUUCAAUUUCACCAACAAGAUAUAUCGAGUCCAUUACUUGCUAAUUACCCCACCCCAGCACCGACACAUUAUCAACAACAACAACAACAACAACGACAAACUGUUACACCAAGUCAACAAGAAACUGUAAUGAGAGCAGUAACAGAACGUGACGAAGAAAUACAUAAUGUUGAGGUACAUGAUUAA